Molecule: messenger RNA, 597 nt
Organism: Symbiodinium pilosum
Lineage: Eukaryota; Dinophyceae; Suessiales; Symbiodiniaceae
Source: the annotation of a GenBank genome assembly
AUGCGGCAGAAGGCUGAAGAGGAAAUGGAGAAACGACGCCAGGAGGCUGCGGCCCGGCAGCAGGCCAGCAAGGCACCCCAACCAGCGGAGGAUGACUUUGCGACAAAGAUGAUGAAAAAAAUGGGCUGGAAGGAUGGUGCAGGGCUUGGAAAAGAAGGACAGGGCAUGGUCAAUCCGCUGGUCAUGCAAAAGACGGAUCAGAAGACAGGUCGCAUUGUUGAAGGGACGAAGCGCGAGGCGGCUGCUCCGCCCCCUAAUCAGCCAGACGCAAAGCAGGUGGCAGAGGGCAAGAGGGGGCCACCGACACGCGUUCUUCUCCUGACAAACAUGGUUGGUGCCGGGGACGUUGACGAGGACCUCCAAGAGGAGACGGCUGAGGAAGCCAGCAAAUACGGCAAACUCAAGAAGUGUGUCAUCAAAGAGCUUGCCGGCAAACCUGAUGACCAGGCUGUUCGCAUCUUCCUCGAGUACGAGGAUGUUGCAGCGGCUACGAAGGCUUUCGCAGACAUGAACGGGAGAUACUUCGGAGGACGCGUUGUCAAAGCCCGAUUCUUUGAAGAGACGCUGUUCUCUGAGGGACAGCUGGAAGCAGCCUGA